AUGUGUGACCAGUCUGUCUCCUGGAGCGGCUGGUAUCGUCUCUUCAUUAACAACACUAGCGCUCAUAUCUCAGACACGUGUGUUGCGAGGUACAGCUGUGGCACUAAUGUCGCACUGUGGAUCCGUGGUGGACACCCAACAGUAACAGAUGGAGUCGUCACUCGAGAUGUCUGCGGUCAAGCUGACAAUUACUGCUGCCUUAUCGGGUCUUUUCCCAUUAAAGUCAAAGCCUGUCCAGGAGAUUAUUAUGUCUAUGAGCUGGUCAGACCAACUAUCUGUCCUUCAGCAUACUGUGCAGACACUGGCAGCAUUAACACCAGCUCUACAACUGUCACACCAGUGACCAUCUCACCUGACCCCUGCAACAACUACACUGUGCUGGACAAUCCAUGGAGAUCCAUCAGUAAUGGACGUGGCUCAGUGUGUGACGCAUCUGUCUCCUGGAGCGGCUGGUAUCGUCUCUUUAUUAACAACAUGAGCGCUCAUAUCCCAGACACGUGUGUUGCGAGGUACAGAUGUGGCACUGAUGUCGCACUGUGGAUCCGUGGUGGACACCCAACAGUAACAGAUGGAGUCGUCACUCGAGAUGUCUGCGGUAACUGGAACAAUUACUGCUGCUAUUACGGGUCUUAUCCCAUUAAAGUCAAAGCCUGUCCAGGAGAUUAUUAUGUCUAUGAGCUGGUCAGACCAACUGUCUGUAAUUCAGCAUACUGUGCAGACACUGGCAGCAUUAACACCAGCCCUACAACUGUCACACCAGUGACCAUCUCACCUGACCCCUGCAACACCUACACUGUGCUGGACAAUCCAUGGAGAUCCAUCAAUAAUACAAAUGCUCCAGUCAGAAACUGUGACACGUCUGUCUCCUGGAGCGGCUGGUAUCGUCUCUUCAUUAACAACAUGAGCGCUCAUAUCCCAGACACGUGUGUUGCUCAGUACAGAUGUGGCACUGAUUACCCACUGUGGAUCCGUGGUGGACACCCAACAGUAAGAGAUGGAGUCGUCACUCGAGAUGUCUGCGGUUACUAUUACAAUUUCUGCUGCUUUUACGGGUCUUAUCCCAUUAAAGUCAAAGCCUGUCCAGGAGAUUAUUAUGUCUAUGAGCUGGUCAGACCAACUUUCUGCAAUCUUGCAUACUGUGCAGACACUGACAGCAUUAACACCAACUCUACAACUGUCACACCAGUGACCAUCUCACCUGACCCCUGCAACAACUACACUGUGCUGGACGAUACAUGGAGAUCCAUCAAUAAUACAUAUGCUUCAGUCAGAAACUGUGACACGUCUGUCUCCUGGAGCGGCUGGUAUCGUCUCUUCAUUAACAACAUGAGCGCUCAUAUCCCAGACACGUGUGUUGCGAGGUACAAAUGUGGCACUGAUGUCCCACUGUGGAUCCGUGGUGGACACCCAACAGUAACAGAUGGAGUCGUCACUCGAGAUGUCUGUGGUUAUUAUAUCAAUUUCUGCUGCUAUUUCGGGUCUUAUCCCAUUAAAGUCAAAGCCUGUCCAGGAGAUUAUUAUGUCUAUGAGCUGGUCAGACCAACUCUCUGUGAUUCAGCAUACUGUGCAGACACUGGCAGCAUUAACACCAGCCCUACAACUGUCACACCAGUGACCAUCUCACCUGACACUGGCAGCAUUAACACCAGCUCUACAACUGUCACACCAGUGACCAUCUCACCUGCUAAUCUGUCAGACCCCUGCAACAACUACACUGUGCUGGACAAUCCAUGGAGAUCCAUCAAUAAUACAAAUGCUUCAGUCAGAAACUGUGACCAGUCUGUCUCCUGGAGCGGCUGGUAUCGUCUCUUCAUUAACAGCACUAGCGCUCAUAUCCCAGACACGUGUGUUGCUCAGUCCAGAUGUGGCACUGAUGCCCCACUGUGGAUCCGUGGUGGACACCCAACAGUAACAGAUGGAGUCGUCACUCGAGAUGUCUGCGGUCACUGGAACAAUUUCUGCUGCUAUUUCGGGUCUUAUCCCAUUAAAGUCAAAGCCUGUCCAGGAGAUUAUUAUGUCUAUGAGCUGGUCAGUCCAGCUUGGUCCAAUUCAGCAUACUGUGCAGACACUGGCAGCAUUAACACCAGCCCUACAACUGUCACACCAGUGACCAUCUCACCUGACCCCUGCAACAACUACACUGAGCUGGACGAUCCAUGGAGAUCCAUCAGUAAUGGAUAUAACUACUACUGUGACACGUCUGUCUCCUGGAGCGGCUGGUAUCGUCUCUUCAUUAACGGCAUGAGCGCUCAUAUCUCAGACACGUGUGUUGGUCAGCACAGAUGUGGCACUAUAACCCCACUGUGGAUCCGUGGUGGACACCCAACAGUAACAGAUGGAGUCGUCACUCGAGAUGUCUGCAGUUACGCUGGGAGUUUCUGCUGCUAUCACGGGUCUUUUCCCAUUAAAGUCAAAGCCUGUCCAGGAGAUUAUUAUGUCUAUGAACUGGUCAGACCAACUUUCUGUCAUUCAGCAUACUGUGCAGACACUGGCAGCAUUAACACCAGCUCUACAACUGUCACACCAGUGACCAUCUCACCUGCUAAUCUGUCAGACCCCUGCAACACCUACACUGUGCUGGACAAUCCAUGGAGAUCCAUCAGUAAUGGACCUGGCUCCAUGUGUGAUCAGUCUGUCUCCUGGAGCGGCUGGUAUCGUCUCUUCAUUAACAGCACUAGCGCUCAUAUCCCAGACACGUGUGUUGCUCAGGGCAGAUGUGGCACUGGUAUCGCACUGUGGAUCCGUGGUGGACACCCAACAGUAACAGAUGGAGUCGUCACUCGAGAUGUCUGCGGUGACGCUGUGAGUUUCUGCUGCUUUUACGGGUCUUAUCCCAUUAAAGUCAAAGCCUGUCCAGGAGAUUAUUAUGUCUAUGAGCUGGUCAGUCCAACUACCUGUAAUAUGGCAUACUGUGCAGACACUGACCGCAUUAACACCAGCCCUACAACUGUCACACCAGUGACCAUCUCACCUGAUGUCUUAAGACUGUACUUGGCCUCUUCAACUGUAACACCGGUGACGACUGCAGACCCCUGCAACACCUACACUGUGCUGGACAAUCCAUGGAGAUCCAUCAAUAAUGGAUAUAACACCUACUGUGACCAGUCUGUCUCCUGGAGCGGCUGGUAUCGUCUCUUCAUUAACAACAUGAGCGCUCAUAUCCCAGACACGUGUGUUCCUUAUCAUAGCAGAUGUGGCACUCACAUCGCACUGUGGAUCCGUGGUGGACACCCAACAGUAACAGAUGGAGUCGUCACUCGAGAUGUCUGCGGUUACUGGGACAAUAACUGCUGCUAUUUCGGGUCUUAUCCCAUUAAAGUCAAAGCCUGUCCAGGAGAUUAUUAUGUCUAUGAACUGGUCAGACCAAAUUUAUGCACUCUUGCAUACUGUGCAGACACUGACCGCAUUAACACCAGCUCUACAACUGUCACACCAGUGACCAUCUCACCUGCUAAUCUGUCAGACCCCUGCAACACCUACACUAUGCUGGACAAUCCAUGGAGAUCCAUCAAUAAUGGAUAUAACACCUACUGUGACACGUCUGUCUCCUGGAGCGGCUGGUAUCGUCUCUUCAUUAGCGGCAUGAGCGCUCAUAUCCCAGACACGUGUGUUGCUCAGGGCAGAUGUGGCACUUCUAUCCCACUGUGGAUCCGUGGUGGACACCCAACAGUAACAGAUGGAGUCGUCACUCGAGAUGUCUGCGGUAACGCUGGGAGUUUCUGCUGCUAUUUCGGGUCUUAUCCCAUUAAAGUCAAAGCCUGUCCAGGAGAUUAUUAUGUCUAUGAACUGGUCAGACCAACUCUCUGUACUUCAGCAUACUGUGCAGACACUGACCGCAUUAACACCAGCUCUACAACUGUCACACCAGUGACCAUCUCACCUGGUAAUUCUACAGAUCAGGGCUGUAUUUCCCAAAAUCAUCAUCAUAAGUCUGAGUUGAUGGCAGAGCAGCGGACACCAAUGGCCUCUACGAUCAACUAA
Molecule: messenger RNA, 3981 nt
Organism: Pimephales promelas (fathead minnow)
Lineage: Eukaryota; Metazoa; Chordata; Actinopteri; Cypriniformes; Leuciscidae
Source: RefSeq, a predicted model, not a curated record